Messenger RNA from Rotaria sp. Silwood2, 621 nucleotides. NCBI's taxonomy places the organism in Eukaryota, Metazoa, Rotifera, Eurotatoria, Philodinida, Philodinidae. The record is from the annotation of a GenBank genome assembly.
AUGAAUUCUUUCUAUUUUAUCAUCACUAUUUUUGCUUUACUUUAUACAUUUGAUAAUACGAAAGGUAAUAAUGAUCUACCUAAACGAGAAAAAACGCAUGUAAAAAAAGAUCCACGAGAUUAUACAGAUAGAGAUGCAGAAAGUCUUUUUGAAGAAUGGGAGGAUAAUGAUGAUGAUAUUUUACCAGAUGAUGAACGACAUGAUGCUUUUCUUCGUAAUAAAAAUCGAGGUGGUCUUCGACCAGAAGAUUUAGUUGGUAAAUCACAUGACGAUAUAAUGAAAUUAUCAAAAAAAGGACAAACAUUAAUGAUGUUUGCUACUGUUUCGGGUUCACCAACACGACGUGAAACGGAACAAAUUACUCAAAUAUGGUGGUCAGGUUUAAAAAAUGCUUUAUUUGAUGUCAAUAGAUAUGUUAUUGAUGAUAAUCGUAUUUUACUUGUUUUAUCCGAUGGUUCACAAGCAUUUGAUGUAAAAAAUUUUCUUAUACAACAAGAUCGUUGUCAAGAAGUUACUAUUGAUAAUAAGCCUUAUUAUGGCAAAGGUGCCGCUAAAAAUAUAAUGGAAAUAGUUAAUCUUAAGAAAAAUAUGGCAACAGAUACAAAUAUAUCUUCAAAAUAA